Molecule: messenger RNA, 9221 nt
Organism: Ictalurus punctatus (channel catfish)
Lineage: Eukaryota; Metazoa; Chordata; Actinopteri; Siluriformes; Ictaluridae
Gene: ankef1a
Product: ankyrin repeat and EF-hand domain containing 1a
Exons: 9
Coding region: 2649-5006 (785 amino acids)
Molecular function (GO): protein binding
Source: RefSeq, a predicted model, not a curated record
AAGCCAGCGGAUAUGUGAUUAUUAUUAUUUUUAAAAAUUGUAUUACAGUGAUGGAAAUCCAAUCAUCAUUAACAAAGUUAUUAUAUUAAUUAUUUAGUUUUAUUUAUUGUCCUGUUUGACCUGUUGCUUGAAUCGAAUGGUUCUAAUCCAAACCUCAAUCAUUCAAAAACAAGUAAAUAAUGUCAACUUGUGUUCUGCCUAUGGACAAUUUAGGUAUAAAAGCUCCAUGGCUCUAAUAAACAAAUAUUACUUUACACAUUUGAAUAAUUAGCCAGAUAUUCGAAUUGUUGAGUUAUGUUCAGAAAAUAAAUCUGUGCUGAAGAGGUCUGUGAAAUGUAUUUUCCAGUAAAAAGUGUCCCUGGCUACAAAAACUUGGAGAACUGCUGAUAUAGACAGUACAUUAAUGUGGGAUGUGUUUAGUGCUGGGGACCUCUUGUGUCAAAAGUGGAAGUUUGCAGCGUGAACUACAGGUUUCAAGACUCUCACUCAGUUCAUGACCUGGAUCACUGUAUCAUAUACCAUCCCAUACGAAACUAUUGGAAUGGCAAGGGCUUGUUGUUGUUGUUAUUGUUUUUUUUUUUUUUUAACAAUACAGUUUUUAUUUAUUAUUUUUUAUUAAGGAAAAAAAAAAAAAAAAAAACUUUAUCCAACACAUAUCACCCAUGUGAAAACUAAUUGCCCAUUUAAACUUAAAAUCUGCCACCUUUAGCAGCAAUAACUGCAACCAAACACUUCUGAUAACCGGAGAUCAGUUUUCCCUGACUUCUAGGACCCUAGUACUUAACUUACUCCUAUGCUUUGGAUCAUUGUGCUGCUGAUAAUCCAGUUGCACUUGAGUUUUAACUUAUGGACUCAAGACCGGGCAUUCUCCUUUAGGAUUUUCUGAUAAAGAUGGGGGGCAAGAUGGUCCCAUUUCAUAAUUUUAAUUUCUUUGCUGUUACAACUAAAUUGUUAAUUGCUUCCAUUUGAUUCCCAUAAUAGUAUGUUGGGUGAUGCAUAAUGGACUUCUACAUGCUAAACUUUACCAGUAAAUGGACAUUGUUUUUAAAACGGGGCAUCUUCCUCCAUCUUACCGAAGUACUGACACAAUAUAAGCCUUACUAUUUUAAAGUUCUUCAGGUCCAUAUGAAAUUUAGGUACCAAAAUUCAUGCCCCUGCCCCUUCCAUUACAAUAUUAUGGUGUUUUUCCCCUCCCCUGACUCUUUAUUUUCUACACACUGUAGCUUUAACUAAUGAAAGGAGAAAGAUGGUGACAGCUGAAACUGGAGUGGGAGCUUCACUUCUCCGUUAGCUCAGACUUAAGAAGCGCUCGAGCGUUCCUGUUGCUAUGGAGGCGGGCUGGCACUAAAAGAAACAAUGAGUUAGGAAAGUAUGUGUCCAGCACUCAGUUACUCAGAGCUGCUCUCACUAAGAAAGUACUCUACAGCUGCAGCUCUUUUCCAGUUCCAGUUGAAGGUAGGAAAUAUGAUAUAUUUGUAAUAAAAAAAUACCCUCUUGAGGACUAAUAUGCGGUAUCUUUAGUAGAUGUAGCCAGUGGCUGCAGUCCUCACCAUCAGUCGGCAUGAUGUCUGAACAUGGUUAACAUGACUGUUGAUAGCCUUUUUUAAAAUACAAGUGGAUAAGUUUGAUGAAGCUUAUUUGACCUCUUUCAAUAUUGUCAUUAUGAAUUUAGGUUUGUUAUUAUUAUCAUUGGUAGUAGUAGUAGUAGUAGUAUUAUAAUUAUUAUCAUCAUUAUUAUUGUUAUUAUUAUUAUUAUUAAUAAUAAUAAUAAUUGUUACAAAAGUUUCUAUAGGCGAUGUGUGUGUGUGUGUGUGUGUGUGUGUGUGUGUGUGUGUGUGUGUGUGUGUGUUUGUUUAGAUGAUCUACAUUAGAGUACUUCAUGCUUUUUUGGUAGCAGGUUUAAGAACACAUGAGUUAUAUAUGUAUAUGAGCAUAUUCGACUAGUAAAAAAUAGGAGAAUGUACAGUAGUAUAUAUAGGCUAUACUUUGAAUAUGUGUAUUGGUUUCAUUACUUAACAUGAGAGUGCUUUUCACUGUUGCAUAUACAUGUGCAUAAAUUUGUCCCAUGUGUCCCACAUAAUUAUGUGAAGAAAUAUAAUCUAAAAGAUUAACAUGACAGCAAAAAAUCAUGCGUAAAAAAAAAUCACAUGAAAUAAAAACACAUGUGCUACAUGUAGAAAGUCCAUUAUAUGUGAAGUCUAAAAUGUGCAAGUCCAAAAAAUCACAUGUUCAUUUAUGAGGAUAGUAGCUGCUAGUGAUCUCCACAGUCUGUAACUAAAAUAAUAAUAAUAAAAAAUUUUUAAACAGCAUGUGACUAAAUUUGAUACCAAAUAAUAGGCCUAUAUGAGAAUAUUCGCCUUCUGCUAUCAGUAUAUUUGACAUAAUGAAUCUUUAUUGGUCACAUAUACAUUACAGCAAAGUGAAAAGUUUUUCUUUGCAUAGCCCAUCAUGUUAGGAAGGUGAGAGCACAGGUUCAGCCAUGAUACAGCACCCCUGGAGCAGAGGACCCAAGAGUGGCAGUUGGCAGUGCUGGGGCCUGAACCCCCAACCUUCUGAUUAGUCAUCCAGAGCCAUAACCAGCCAUAACCACCAAGCCACCACUGACAUGGUCUUCAUCAUCAUUUUUGUUUAUUAUUUGCAGGCUCCUGAUGAGCUCGGUAGCUGCGUGCCGCCUGCAGGAGCUGCAAAUUUACCGGCUACUGCAUUGUGUGCAGGCGCGAGACACUGCACAGGUCAAGAAGUUGUUGCGUGUUGGCGUUCAUGACCUUGUCAACCUCACGGAGCCACAUGAGGGCAAAGGCGUCCUGCACGUUGCUGCAGUAGCUAACAACACCGACAUGAUCGAAUUUCUUAUGCUUCAUGGUGCUUGUCCAGAUGUCCAGGACAAGCAGGGACGCACGCCGGUGAUGUUGGCAGCUGAACUCGGACAUGACGGUGUGGUGACUGUGCUGGCCGAGAAACACGCAGAUAUGAAGUUGACAGACAUAGAAGGGAAAGGCGUGCUAUUCUACUGCCUCUGUCCCACCAAAAGACACGCGCGCUGCCUGCAGGUGGCGCUGAACAACAUGGCAGACGUAAACAACGUGUCACAUGCGGGCAUCCCGCUGUUCCUGCAGGCCUGUGAGAACGCUCGGGAAUGUGAGGACAUGUGCCUCAGCCUGUUGGAUAAGGGGGCUGACCCCAAUUCUGUCAAUCAGGUGACAGGUCGCACUGCUCUAAUGGAGGCGGUGAGAGCAGGAGCGGUGGGGCUGGUGAGAGCCAUCCUUAAAAGAGGGGCAAAUGUCAACACGCUGGACAGCAAGCGGUUCAAUGCAGUUCACUUCGCUGCUGAAGGAGGCUACUUUGAAAUCCUUCAGGUGUUGUCUGCAUAUGUGGCGGAUAUGGGCGUAAUGACAGCAGAAGGAAACACGGCUCUGCACUAUGCUGCCCAAGGGGGCUUUGCUGACUGCUGCAGAUUUUUGGCACAGAGAGGAUGCAAUCCCAAACAGAAAAACAUGGAAGGCCUGUUACCACGUCAAAUUGCUAAGGACUUGGAUCACAAAGCCUCAGUGAAAGAGCUUAAGAAGGCUGAACGUUUGAAUGGGAAGCUUUUAAAGAGCUGCACUAAUGAAUCAUGGGCACUGACCCUUUAUGAUUGGUCUCAUGAAAAUGAAGCCGAACUGCGAAAGGCCUUUGAAUUCACUUCAUGUGGAAUUACCAACUCAGAGAUGGUGUCUUUUGAGAAUUUCAUCUCUGUUCUCCAAGACUUCCAGGCACCGAUAAAUGAUGACCAUGUCCGGAAAAUAAAGCUCGCUCAUGACAAGCGUAGGCAGGGUUUAAUUAACAUCAACGACUUUUUCAAAGGAGUCAGAUAUCUGCCCAGGACUCUUGUUAUGACCUACUAUGAACUAAAUAGGACAAAAAAAAGGGCUGGCAAGUCAGUGAAGGGCAAGAAGAAAAGCAAGUUGAACCUUCCAAUGCCAAUUUGCGUCACCUCACCAGAAAAUGUUUACCGACAAGAUGACAGAGGGCCACCACAUUUCAUGAUUGAGAAGUACCAGCUUUUUACAGACACACACCGAUUUAAUCAGGACCAUCCACCUAGGCACCCGAUAGAGGAUGACUCAGCCUGGUAUAAAGAUGAACCAGAAAAGACAUACAUAAACAUAAACUACUGCGUUAAAACGGGAGACAUCGAAUCCCUGAAGAUGGCCUUUAGUCGGAAGGUCCCAGUUGAUGUGAAGGAUCGCUUUUACAAGACACCACUCAUGACCGCUUGUGCAAGUGGGAAUUACAGAGUGGUCAAUUUUCUACUCAAUCUUGGGGCUGAUGUGAAUGCUUGUGAUCAGUUCUGCUGGACUCCAUUACACCAUGCCUGCCAUACUGGACAACUUGACAUCAUUAAAAAAUUAGUGGAGGCAGGGGCAGCAGUGAACACACCCACUUUCAGUGGAGCCACACCCCUAAUGAGGGCCAUUGAGAGUUCCAGACCCUGCUGUGUGGACUACCUUAUCAAGGCUGGCGCAACAGUUACAGCAGCAAACAAGUCAGAGCAAAGCUGCUUGGACAUUGCCCAUGCGUAUGCAGACUUUAGGAUUGUAGAGCUGAUCCAGGCCAAGAUUGACAGCCUUCGGAAGCCAAAGGACCACAAAAUGGAUAAGGCAAUCAAACCUCAGGCCAAACCUAGACCAGCCACUGGCACUUCUGAGGAGAAGCAGGGGGCUGUUCCCACACCACAGGCCUCAGAGUACUUUGCAACCUCGACAGGGAAAACAGAAGCGCAGGCCAACAGUGUGAUCCUUCACAGCACUCGGAUCACCAGUGGAGCACUGAAAAAAGUGGACAUCAGCUUUGUGCCAAAAACAGUUUGGAGCAAACAACUCACUACCUGCCAGCUGAUGGAGAAGAAGGAGAAAAGGAGACAACGGUUUACCCAUGAAGUGGAUUUUGAUGAACUCGAGAUGCCUUUCAACAAGAAUAUUGAGAAGAACACACUGGAGCUAUCACAGAUCUUUGAGCAUAAUUGACGAAGGGCGAAUCGUCUGACUUAAACUAAACUCCAGCCUCAAUUCAUUAAAAAAAUCUAUGAAAAAGCCAGGACUGAACUUAUCAUAUGCAAUUAUGGAUUUAUAUUUUUGUUUGUUUAUUUAGAUGUGUAAAUAUGACAUCAUGUGCCCUAUAAAGAUCUCAGUAAAAGUACUGUACGUAUUUACAUAUAGCAAAUAAUGCAUGCAUCAUCUGUACUCUCCUCAGAAAGAGAUGGGGGAAGAGGGGGGAAGAGAUCUCUCUCUUUCUCUCUCUCUCUCUCUCUCUCUCUUUGUGUUGUGUUGUGUGUGUGUGUGUGUGUGUGUGUGUGUGUGUGUGUGUGUGUGUGUGUGUGUGUGUGUGUGUGUGUGUGUGUGUGUGUGUGUGUCCUGCCUGCUUUCAGGGCUGGGCCACUCUAUGCUGGCAUUUCUCCACACCUCCUCCUUUAUCUUGUUUAUCUGAGAAUCCUACGUAUCUGCAUGCUGCUCAUACCCCUGGAGCAUUGGCUCUAUCACCCCUUCCUCAAAUCUAAGAAGACAUACACAACAUAACAUUGGUGUUUUGUGACCGAGGAGGAGUCUGAAAGCUAACUCAGCAGCACUGUCCACACAUAUUUCCAGCUAAAAUUGUUAAAUCAUUCAAAGUGAAAGAAGAGUGUCAGUUAGUUGAGCUCAUUGGUUGACUUGUAGCUGCAAGAUCUGCUGGAUUCGUUGACUAGAUGUACUACAUGGACUGCAUGUAAUAGGCCUGUUUUUUUGCUUCGCAGGUCACACGGGGAAAUGCGCCAUACUGCAGCACUACUCCUGCAGCACUCUUCCUCUUUAUUCCUCGCAGUUCUUGUGAGUGACCAGCAGAGGGUGAAGCAGGGGCACAAUGUUGACAUAUGUUUAAAAAAAAAAGAAAGAAAGAAAGUAAAAAAAAUCUUGUUUGGAGAGCUGGCUAUGUGCUUUCAGAGUCUUAUAGCAAAAUGGCAGCCACAAUAAUCGGGACUGGUAUUGUUUUCCCUCAAUAUUGACUUUUUUCCCCUAAUGAACAUGAAAAGAUGCGGUUUUGACUUUUGGUCAAUUCAGUUUUAUUUGUAUAGCACUUUUAACAAUGGACAAUGUUUAUAUAAAUUCAGGAUAUAGGUAUUAAAUGUAUGAAUUUAUCCCUAAUGAGCAAGCCAGAGGCGACUGUGGAAAGGAAAAACUCCCUGAGACGAUAUGAGGAAGAAUCCUUGAGAGGAGCCAUCCUUAUCUGGGUGACCCAGAGUGCAAUUGUAAAUAAAUAAAUCCCUUCUAUAAAUGUGCUAAUACUACAUGGCCAAAUAGUGUAGUUGUGUAACCAGGAAACUUCAUUACAGUUUUUACAUGAAGUCUGUUUUGUUGAACUUCUCCACUGUUCACUGAUGGAGACUUGAAAUGGUUUGUGCCACAAAAUGGUUUGUGGCAAUUGCAGUGCUAAAGCUAUCAUAGAAAUUGUAGUCCUAGCCAUCACAGCAUAACUGUUCAUAUGACUCAAGGUCCAAAGUGGUUUUUAAGUGGUAUCAUCCUCAGUAAUCUCAAUGAUCUUUAGGCUGCACCAUGUGGGGCCAUCCACAGCAGCAGCAUGUGACUUCCAAUUGAUGAGAACUCUAACCAGAAGUAGGGCAUCAGGAUGGAUCAGGCAGGUCCGGAGAUCAGAAGGAGUCAGAAUCACUGGUAUCUCAGGAGUAUCAUGUGUAGCUCGACAGAAAGAGAGAGGGAAAGAGAGGUAGAGAUUAUCAGGUAUGCUUAUUGCCCCGUAAUGGUUAAGCACAAUGUGUUGUGCUUGAAUGCAAACAGGGACUCCAGCAAGACUACCUAUGACUGCAUAACUAAAAGGGAGAGCCAGAAGGUAACACAGACAUGAAGGCGCCCUGGGACAUAAGUGGACCAAAACACUCUAUGACUGUGAGCCUCUAGAUCUGCUCCUUUACCUAAAUAAAAAAACUAUUCACAAAAAGUUUGAAUAAACAAAUAUGUUUUCAGCCUGGACUUAAACACUUAGACUGUGUCUGAGUCCCAAAAACUAAUUAGAAGACUGUUCGAUAACUGUGGGGCUUUGUAAGAGAAAGCUCUGUCCCCUGCUGUAGCCUUCACUAUUCGAGGUACCAGCAAAGACACUGCACCUUUUGAUCGAAUAGGCGUGGAAGAUCAUAAAAGACCAAAGUUUGCUGAGGUACUGUGGCAUGAGACCAUUUUAUAUUACAUCAUAUUGUCCUACAAAGAUAAUCCAGUUCGGGGCUUUACUGUUAGCACCCCUAAGCACAUUAUUUUUGCAUAACCGCAUGGUCUGGAGUAUGUUACUCUGCUUAAAUCAAAGUGAUUUGCCAAUGAUUACAAUUUUUUUUAUUUAUAAUGAAUGACAUGUCACACUUUUUAAUGGUUUAGAGUUAGAUUUAAUGUUGUGGAACAUCCAUGAGACAAGUUCCUGUUAUCUCCUGUUAGUUGUAUUAUAGCCAUGAUAAACAGUCUCUCUCUCUCUCUCUCUCUCUCUCUCUCUCUCUCUCUCUCUCUCUCUCUCUCUUUGUGCUUAGACACCCUAGACUCCUUUCAUAAAUGUUACAUAAAUAUCUCCUAACAAAAAGUCAUCACAUCAACAAUUGAUUGUAGUCACUGUGUACGAGCUGUUCAUAUAGAAACAAUACAGUAUUAGAAUGAGUGCAUUAAUAUAAAUCUGUCCUUCAUGUUACAGCAGGCACUACUGUCAAAGCUGUGCUGUUACACAGAAAUAAUGCACAAUUUCUGACGCUCUGUGGUAUAAAACAGACUGGGCAAAUAUUAAUUGACAGAACCCAAAAUAGUUUAAUUCACAUUAUGUUGCAUUUCCUCCAUGUCUUAGUGGCACACACACCUCAUUACACACACCUGCAGGUCCCCAAGCAUGAGAAGUGGUUUUCCUCUUCCCCAUAAACAGACGCUGGUCAUUUUAAAUGUCAUUUUGCACAGCUGCUCAAAGUUAAUAUGACCCCUGAAGAGUACAUCCAUUACUAAGUAACAAACAGAAUAGGUUAGAGAAGCUGUGUCUGAAAAGUUGAGGAACAGAGGCAAUAAGACUGCAGAGCAAGACCCAGAUUAAGCUCACUCCUGUCUGCUGAUACGUAAUUACUGCUGAAUUAGAUUGUUAGAUUUGAGGCUCUUCGAGGUCUACUGGGUAGAGUUACAUAACCAAGCAAGCAAAACCAAUGGCCUUCACACUGCUUCCUUCAAAGUGUUUAAUCUGCCCAGCUAAUCUAAAUGGUAAAUGGCGCACUUAUAUCCAAGGCGCUUUACACUGUGUCUCAUUCACCCAUUCACACACCAAUGGUAGCAGAGCUGCCAUGAAAAGCGCUAACUUGCCAUUGGGAGCAACUUGGGGUUCAGCGUCUUACACGAGGACACUUCGGCAUGUGGAGUCAUGUGGACCGGGAAUCAAACCGCCAACUCUACGAUUAGUGGACAACCUGCUCUACCACCUGAGCCAUAGCCACCCCUAAAUGCACACACACACACACACACACACACACACACACACACACACACACACACACACACACACACACACACACACACACACACACACACACACACACACACACACACACACACACACACACACACACACACACACACACACACACACACACACACACACACACAGAGAGAGAGAGGCAGAAUUGCAUUUACAGUAAAUGUUUAUUGUUUGGUGAAAUAUAUGUAUGUGUGAGAGUGGACAAAGCUAUUUGGAGUGGAUGUGUAUUAGAGAGAUUGGUUUAGAGAAGUGGCAGAAUACAAAUAAUAAAAGAGGGAUAGAAAAAUAUGAGGUGGCCAAGAGGACAGAGUGCAUCAGAGAGAAAAAGCGAAGGGCAGCCCAGUGUCAGAGUGAGCCCAUGGUGACAUUCAUCUCUGUGGAUGGGUGUAAUGAGACACAGAGAGCUGGGCAGGGUGAGUCGGGGAUAGAAAGAGGAGAGAAAAGAGAAGGAGAUUGGGGAAAGGAGAAUAGUAGAAUAGUAGAAGAGAAGGAGAAGUUUUUUUUUUUUUUUUAAUGAAAUCAAUGCAAUGCUGCUUUAGCGUAAACACCAGCUGUGAGCAGGGAUAAAACAGCACCUGAGUCGUUUCUGUGGAUGGAAGAAUGUUGCAUGUCAAAGAAAGUCUCACCAUGUUCUUCAUAUUCAGGCUGUGUUUAGUUGAUAAGAUCUGCCUGUGUGCACUCUGCCUUCUGAGGAGUUUUUUCUUGCA